AUGGCCCCUCCAUCUAUCACUGCUUUCCUCAAGAACCUUCCUCCAGUUGAAGAUGUAGCGGAUCUCAGCGAUUCCGAAGAGCUCCCACCUGUGUGUCCAAGUCGUAAAACCUUUACGAUUGCACCAAUGAGGAACCAUCCCAUCCUCAAACACUUGUUUGAAGAAUCGGAUAGACUGGAGGACUCUCGAGAUUCUCAGCUGGAAGACGCUCAUGUUGAAAAUUCAUCUCAACAUUCAUUACCUUCCGACUAUGAAUUUCGAGACUUUCAUCACCCGGAUGAGAACCUCAGCGAACAUGAGGAUGGUGCAGGCGCUGAGACUGGGGAUGGGAAAGCGGAUGCCGGAUAUUCGUCUUGGGAUGAAACACCGGACAACAAUCAGGAGGAGCUAACCGAGGGCAUAAGUCGGCCAAAACCUACUUCUCAAUCGCCGGCCAUAGCUGGACCCUCGGUUGAAAGACCCACACCACCUGUUGAUGCGAGCCUACUCAAGAAGAUCUUGUCACCUCGUCCGACUGAAUCCCUUCGUUAUGGUCAACCUUUCAACUCUCAAGUCUCACGGAGAGCGAAACGACCACUAACGGAGGUGUCUGGUCAGAAUACCAAGAGGGCGAAGACAAAAUUGACUCGUGAGGAUUAG
Molecule: messenger RNA, 639 nt
Organism: Melampsora larici-populina 98AG31
Lineage: Eukaryota; Fungi; Basidiomycota; Pucciniomycetes; Pucciniales; Melampsoraceae
Exons: 2
Coding region: 1-639 (212 amino acids)
Source: RefSeq, a predicted model, not a curated record